AUGCUGGACGAUGGAAUAGCCAGCGAUACCUCCAGGGAGCAGUGGGCCCUGGAGGUGCGGGUGCUGGAGUUGUACCGACACCUGGAUGCCAGACUCUUGGACGGGGACGACGGAGCCCUAGAAUUGUAUCGUGACAAGCAUGCAAAGUUCUUGAGGAAGGGACUUGGGUGCCUGAAUGCUGGAUUUCUGGGCUUGGAUGCAAGUCGUACAUGGCUGUGCUACUGGAUCCUGCAUGGCCUGGUGCUGCUGGAGCGGCCCUUCCCCGCCCAGCCGGACCGAGACUCCAUCAUCACCUUCCUGGCUUCCUGCCAAGAUCCAGAGGGAGGCUUUGGGGGAGGCCCCUACCAGCUACCCCACCUGGCUCCCACAUACGCAGCUGUGGCGGCGCUGGUGACGCUAGGGGGCCCGCAGGCUCUGAGUGUUAUUGACCGUCCCGCACUGAUGCGAUUCCUCCUUCGCAUGUGCAUCCCUCCCGAGCAAGGCGGCGGCAUGGUCAUGCACGAUGGGGGCGAGGUUGAUGUGCGGGGCUGCUACUGCGCCCUGGCGGCCUGUCACAUGCUGAACCUUGAUGUGCAGACCCUGGCGGAUUGCUGCGGCAUGGUCGACUUCAUCCGCCGCUGCCAGGCGUGUCAGGGGAAGAGCUACGAGGGAGGGAUCGGGGGGGAGCCCGGCAACGAAGCCCACGGGGGAUACACCUACUGCGGCCUGGCCGCGCUCUGUCUCCUGGACAGGUGCCAGGCGCUGGAUAUCCCCAGCCUCGAGUCCUGGGUCGCGGCGCUUCAGGCUCCCUUUGAGGGGGGCUACGCGGGCCGCACCAACAAGCUGGUUGAUGGCUGCUACUCCUUCUGGCAGGGGGCGGUGCUUCCACUGCUGGAUCGAUAUGCGCCCUCCAACGCACGCGCCACUGAGACCCGUACUGAGCAAAGGCCGGACCAGGACCUGUCGCCGGAGACCCUGGCGGCCCGGGCGCUGGUGCACUCGCUGGCCGUGCGCUUGGAAGCCGCCGAGAAGCUGGAGGCCGAGGCUGAGGCGGCCUACUCCUCUGCCGUGCAUGCGCAGAACGAUGCCGCCGUCUCCAACCUCCAGCAUGCCGCCCGGACGGCACAACACGCGUCCCAGAGGCUCCGAGAGGGACUGGAUCGGGCCCGGAGCCAGGUGGCGGCCGUGGCGCAUGGCGCUGCCGCGCUGGUGGCGACCGGCCUGCCCGGCGCCCCGGCGGCGGGGCGAGACGUAGCGCAGAGCUCCGUUGGCGCCCAGUCCCUCCAGGUGUGGCUCCUCGCGGCGUGCCAGGAGCUGCGCGGCGGCAUGCGCGACAAGCCGGGCAAGGCGCCCGACUACUACCACACCUGCUACUGCCUGGCGGGGUUGGCGGUGAGCCAGGCCUGGUCGGGCGUCGUGGUGGGCGGGCCGUGCAAUGCGCUGCCGACCGUCGACCUGCGCUGCAACGUGCGAGCAGACGCGCUGGCAGAUGCACGGGCCUGGUUCUCGGGGCGGUAG
Auxenochlorella protothecoides is the source of this 1497-nucleotide messenger RNA. RefSeq names its product Protein farnesyltransferase subunit beta. Gene Ontology annotation, molecular function: protein farnesyltransferase activity. The coding region runs from base 1 to 1497 and encodes 498 amino acids. Gene Ontology annotation, cellular component: protein farnesyltransferase complex. The record is from RefSeq and is a predicted model, not a curated record. Gene Ontology annotation, biological process: protein farnesylation. The transcript has 7 exons. NCBI's taxonomy places the organism in Eukaryota, Viridiplantae, Chlorophyta, Trebouxiophyceae, Chlorellales, Chlorellaceae.